UAUUACUAAAGGACGUUUUUGCAACGUCGGCUCCGAGGGUCGGCCGUGUGGAGUGGUCGUUGAACGUUUUGCAACGUUUUUCAAUUUUCUAAUCUCUUGUACGAUUUGUAAAUACGUGAAUCUCUGCGAUUAGAUGAAGUAGACGACACGGAGGUAAAAACGUAGUCAUGACGGAAGAGUGGAAACUGGAUCAUCGCGCGAGAAAGAGGAUCAAGGAGGUGAAAAAGAAGGCUCGGCCAGAGCUCGUGGGUAAAGCGGCGUGGACUCAGCACAGCUACAGUAAGAAUUUCCAAAAGUUUUGGCAAUUCCAAGACAAUGCCGAACGAAUCGACGAGUCCAACGUGCUCACGGAACAAUUCGUAGAAAAGUAUGAAAAACCUUACAAGCCUGUGAUAAUACGAGGUGUUCAAAAUGGCUGGAGGGCCCAACACAAGUGGACUAUAGAGAGGUUAGCAAAGAAAUAUCGGAAUCAAAAGUUUAAGUGCGGAGAAGACAAUGAAGGAUACAGUGUGAAAAUGAAGAUGAAGUACUACGUUCGAUACAUGUUUAAUAACCGCGACGAUUCCCCUUUAUACAUUUUUGAUAGCUCGUUCGGCGAACAUCCCAGACGAAAGAAAUUGUUAGAGGAUUAUGUAAUCCCUAAAUACUUUCGGGAUGAUCUUUUCCAUCAUGCCGGAGAGCAUCGAAGACCACCGUACCGCUGGUUCGUUAUGGGGCCCGCGAGAUCUGGUACGGGGAUACACAUAGACCCGUUAGGUACCAGCGCGUGGAAUGCAUUGAUCUCCGGCCACAAACGCUGGUGUCUCUUUCCCACGCACACUCCCCGCGAACUUCUUAAGGUAACCGCAUCCGAGGGUGGCAAACAGAGGGACGAAGCUAUCACAUGGUUUUCCAUUAUCUAUCCACGCACAAAACUACCCGCCUGGCCAGAAGAUUGUCGCCCGAUAGAGAUUCUGCAGACCCCCGGCGAGACUGUUUUUAUUCCCGGCGGAUGGUGGCACAUCGUGUUAAAUCUUGACGAGACUAUAGCGGUUACGCAAAAUUUCUGUUCGCGUACCAAUUUCCCGGUAGUCUGGCAUAAAACGGUACGAGGAAGGCCAAAAUUAUCGCGAAAAUGGUUGAAAGUACUCGGUGAUAAAGAACCGGAACUGGCAACCUUGGCGGAUACCGUAGACUUGACGGAAGACACCGGUGUUGCUAGCGACUCGUCGAGCGGUUCCUCGAGUAGUUCUUCGAGUAGUACCAGUAGUAGUCAAUCUGAGGAUAGCGGGGACGACAGCGGGGAUGACAGCGGUCAAGAAUCACUUACCGCGCACAAAAAGAAAAAGAGAAGAAAAUUGACUAAUAGCCAACCCUGACAAUAUCCAGUAUUUGGAACCUACAGAGACCUCAGACUGUACAGUAUUAACCAACAAUUAUUGUUUGUACUAAGAAUAAAUAUUAUAAUUACGAUCGUAUCUUUAUGUUCAUAACAAAA
Vollenhovia emeryi is the source of this 1477-nucleotide messenger RNA. It is a transcript of the gene PSR, whose product is annotated as bifunctional arginine demethylase and lysyl-hydroxylase PSR. Bases 168 to 1358 code for a protein of 396 amino acids. NCBI's taxonomy places the organism in Eukaryota, Metazoa, Arthropoda, Insecta, Hymenoptera, Formicidae. Gene Ontology annotation, molecular function: P-TEFb complex binding; histone H4R3 demethylase activity. Gene Ontology annotation, cellular component: cytoplasm; nucleus. The transcript has 6 exons. Gene Ontology annotation, biological process: phagocytosis. The record is from RefSeq and is a predicted model, not a curated record.